Messenger RNA from Lactuca saligna, 420 nucleotides. The record is from the annotation of a GenBank genome assembly. Lineage: Eukaryota; Viridiplantae; Streptophyta; Magnoliopsida; Asterales; Asteraceae.
AUGCAAGAAUUUCUCAUCAAAGUCAUUUGCUUUGGUCAAAAAAAUUUCGACACUACUAAUUACAAAUUCGAUACAAUCCUUGUAUUAGAAGAAACCCUUGACACUCUUAAAGACCAAGCUCCAACCGAUGAUUCAUAUGAUUCUCUCUUCAAGAAAAUGAAUAUGAGCUUCCAACGGGUGAUUGAAAAACUUGAUAAUCACAAGCCCAACUCAUUUCAUUCAUCCAAAGCAUUUCCUUCUCAUGAAAGAGGGGGAGAAAUAUGGAAACCCAUCUCGAAAUUUAAAAGUCGAGAUGAGAAAUCUGAUGAUGAUGAUGAUGUUGAUAUCGAAUUUUUUAAAGUUGCAGCUGAAGACGUGUUAGUUGAACUGAAGAUGAAAAUGAAAAAGAAAGUGAUGAAAAAAAUCAGGUCAAGAAAGUGA